Anolis sagrei ordinatus is the source of this 5507-nucleotide messenger RNA. RefSeq names its product rabenosyn, RAB effector (gene RBSN). NCBI's taxonomy places the organism in Eukaryota, Metazoa, Chordata, Lepidosauria, Squamata, Anolidae. The record is from RefSeq and is a predicted model, not a curated record. Gene Ontology annotation, molecular function: metal ion binding.
CGACUGGCGGCGCCUGCUGCUGCUGCUCCUUGCAGUUGAGGAGGGCCUCAAGUGGGGCCUGGAGCCUCGGGUCCGUCGGGGCGGGCCUCGCUUGCUUUCUUCAGUGCCGCCGCCCCUUCCUUCCUCCCUCCUUCCCUCCUUCAGGACAAUCUUUUGUACAAAUUGAAAAGGCAAAGAGCCUUUUUCCUCAUUAUUAGUCCAAAUUCAUGGUCAUCCUGCUGCAUGGCAUACUGUUGCUCCCCUGCUACUGAGAUCUAGAGAGUGUCAUUGACCUUGGCAUUCUUGGACCACUAUGGCAUCAAGCUACACACCUCCAUUUGAUGACCCUGGCGAGGUGAGAGAAGGCUUUCUGUGUCCUCUGUGUCUGAAGGACCUGCAGUCAUUUUAUCAACUUCAGUCUCAUUAUGAAGAAGAACAUUCUAUCGAAGACAAAGAUGUGAAAGGACAACUCAAAAAUCUUGUUCAAAAAGCUAAAAAAGCGAAGAAUAAAUUGUUGAAACGAGAUGAUGAUCGAACUGAUGGGGGCCAGGAGCGAUAUGAAUCUUACAGUUAUGGUGGAGUGGAUCCAUACAUGUGGGAGCCCCAAGAAUUAGGUGCUGUGAGGAGCCAUCUUUCUGAUUUUAAGAAGCACAGAGCAGCCAGAAUCGAUCACUAUGUGGUGGAAGUAAAUAAAUUAAUAAUCAGAUUAGAAAAGCUUACAUCCUUUGACAGAACCAGUACUGAUUCUGCAAAAAUAAGAGCAAUUGAGAAGUCUGUUGUGCCUUGGGUCAAUGAUCAGGAUGUGCCGUUUUGUCCAGAUUGUGGUAACAAGUUCAGCAUCAGGAACAGGCGCCACCACUGCCGCCUCUGUGGCUCCAUCAUGUGCAAGAAGUGCAUGGAACUGGUCAGCCUUCCCUUUGCCAACAAACUCACCACUGCCAGCAAGGAAGUCUUGACCUCUCAUACGAGCCCAAACUGUUCCCCGAAUAGUGUUCAGGGCUCACGCCGUGGCAGCAUCAGCAGCAUCAGCAGUGUGAGCUCUGUCAUGGAUGAGAAGGACGAUGACCGCAUCCGUUGUUGUCGACAUUGUAAAGACACGCUGCUCAAAAGAGAACAACAGAUUGAUGAGAGAGAGUACACCCCAGACAUCGUCAAACUCUAUGAGAAACUUCGACUUUGCAUGGAAAAAGUUGAUCAGAAGGCCCCGGAAUACAUAAAGAUGGCCGAAUCAUUAAAUGCCGGAGAGACAACCUACAGUCUUGAACAUGCAAACAGGCUCCGGAUGGAGGUGCAGAAGAUGUAUGAACUAAUAGAUGCUUUAAGCAAGAAAAUUCUAACCCUGGGAUUGAAUGAAGAGCCACAGCCACAUCCCAGAACGUUACAGCUUCAGAGAAUGAUCAGAUAUUCAGCUACACUUUUUGUACAGGAAAAAUUACUUGGUCUAAUGUCCCUACCAACCCAAGACCAAUAUGAAGGGCUGAAAGAGAAAAGGAAGCAAGAACUGGAGAGAAAAUUGCAGAUGGAGAGACAGGCAACUCUUGAAACACAGAGAAGACAGGAGGAUAAUAAGUCCAUGGACUACACUUCGCGCUCCUUGACAGCGCUUAAUGGCGAAGUGUCUCGGACGAAAAGAGUGAAGAAAGCUGAAGGCUGGCUCCCCACUGCCAGCGUAUCCCGCCAGCAAGAACUGGCAGACCCUCUUCUUCAGCAGAUUGACAAUAUCACCUCCUUCAUUAAGCAAGCCAAGGAGGCAAAUCGUCUGGAUGAGGUGCAGAUGUUGCAAGAGAACCUGCGACAACUUCAAGAUGAGUAUGAUCAGCAGCAAACCGAAAGGGCCAUUGAGCUGUCUAAGAGGCAGGCGGAGAUGGAGGAGAUGCAGAGAGAACAGCUGCAAAUCCUCUGCGAAAAGGAAUGGGAGAGGGAGCACAAGAAAAGACUCUCUCAGCAUUCACGGACACGUUCCUUGGACUUCAGAGAGGCAAAGCACAGUACAGCCGAGACUGGAAAGGAGAGCACUAACCAAAUAGCACAGGCUUUGGAUCUUGAUACGACUCAAAACCGAAGCAACCCAGGCUCUAAAACCCCUUCGCCAUGUAGUGGAGGCAAAGCACCAACUCAUGACAGCCCAGUCUUCCCUGCUCAGCUUCAGAGAAUUCCACAGCCUGAUGGCGUAACUGGGCAGAAUGUGACUGUGCCCCUAAACCCCUUUGAAAAUGAGGAAGUGGUUACCUCCUUAAAGAUGGAGCCUGAUAAUCCCUUUGCUGAAGAUCCCUCCCCAGUGACUCCUUUGCCCAUCCAAGUUCUGCACAGUGGUAAAAAAGAAUACAACCCAUUUGAAGAUGAGGACUGUCACCAAGCAAAUGGAGCCGCAGUCAGUGCUCCAAACCCCUUUGAAGAUGCUGCCAGAAAUCCCUUUCAUUCCCCUCCUGUGAGUCGGCAGGAAUCGGGGAACCCGUUUGAAGAGUCCCCCUCCUCUUCGAUGAAUCCGUUUGAAGUUGAUGAUGAUGAGAAUGAAGUGUCAGGAGAAGACAUCAUAGAAGAGGAAUUGCUCCUUCAGCAGAUAGAUAAUAUCAAAGCUUAUAUUUUUGAUGCCAAACACAGUGGACGGAUGGACGAGGUAGAAGUACUGACGGAGAAUUUAAAAGAAUUGAAACGCACAUUAGCAAAACAAAAGGAGAAAUCCAGCUGCUGAACCUGGAGUGAUACUCUGUGCACAUACAACUUUAUAAGUACUGCUCUGUCCUGUGGUAAGACAGGAGGAGCUACAAGGAGAGACUUCUGGAAGUUACAUCUAAUCUUGCGCACUUUGAUAUAGGCAUUUCCACUGUUACUCAAAAGUUACAAGCAAUGUCCAUGUUACUUAAGUUUUAAAUUUCUCUCAUUUUUUUUAAAAAACCCAAUAACCCAACUUUUUGUUUAUGUUUCACAAUACUGGUUUUAUUUCUGAUGUAAGCCACAGAGAGACAAAGGCUUUAAAAGUGAGGGGAACUGUAAUCCUUUUUUGUUUUUUUGUUUUUUUUUGGUUGCUAUUUCAGUAUUAACAAACCAGCCUCCAGAACUGAUUUUUCCAUUAGCAACCAGAUUGUCUUUGUAAGUGAGGAGGCCUCAAUCUUUGGUCCCUCAGAUGGUUUGGAGCUCCAAGAAGUUCAACCAAUAUGGCCAGUGUGCAGGAAAUUCUGGGAACAGACGUCACAGACAUCUGGAGGACCAAAGGUUAAGGGCCACUGGUCAAGUGUCCCUUUGCAGAUACAAAUGCUUUUGGCAGAAAAAAGAAGAGGGCCAUUCCGCUUUCCUCUCUCCAGCCCUGCUCCCCAACUAAUUUGUGAGUGUGCUAUAUUUGUCUGGAGCAGAUUUUGGGGGUUGUGGGAGAGGGAAGUGCCCUGUCAUUGUGCAAAGAGCAGGCUCUUUCCAUUGAUGGAAGAGCACUUAAUUCCACCUUUUCUUGCAUGAAAUAAGAUGUUGCCUUUCAGCAGAUGUGCAUAGCUGCCAUGUACCGUAUACUAUAAGUGUUAAAAGCAGAUUGCUGAUAUAAAGCAGCCUGCAUAGUAAAAAGGCCAAUGACCUGACUGUGCAAUACAAAAGAGAAUAUAAAGGGAUUUUAACAUAGACGUGGAUAGGUCUGAUAUUAUGUAUAAUACCAUUGUUUCAGGUGGCUUACGCCCUGGAAGCCUCCCUUGAGAUAAUGGACUUCUUUUCCUGCCAUUAUUUCUACUUUGGGGCUUGUAUAGAUUGCAAGCUUACACUCUUUGUGACCAUAAUAGGUGCUUCGGGGGAGUUGGACGGCACCUUUUGUGGCGAUGCUUAAAAGAUUUCUUGUUACACCCCUCACAGAAUUAGUUUCCCAAAUUCCUGGUCUGACAAAACGCCACAACAGUUGAGCUGUUUCCUGCUUGUGGUUGAGACAUGCCUCCUAAUCUGGGGGGUUACAUCAGUUAUUGUAGAAAUGUUGGCUGUGAGGAGGUUUAACAAGUGACAAAUCACAGCAGGGGUUAACUGGGAUAAGAUGGAUUAAGUAAGAGAAUAUUGAGUCCUGCCCAUAGUUUUGAACCACCAUUUAGCUACCUCUGACAUGUGUUUUAAUACAAAACUACAACGGAAAACAUACAGCGUUUUCAACUACGUUUUGAGACUAUGAUUGUCUUCAAGAGAACAGGAAACACAAGUUUGGGGGUGUGUAUUCCUCCAGACCAUGUUGCUGUGCAACUUCCAUGUGUUAUCGCUGAAUUGUACUAAACGGAGGCAGUGGGGCAUUAUGCUCAAGACUGGGCUGCUUAAUUUGCCAUUUUUGAAAAGUAAGAAGAAAUCCUCUUGUCUUGAGACUCCUUUACACACUAAUCAUUUGGGGGUGGGGUGGAGGGAGUCAGAAUAAUGGUAGUUCUGGAACUACAGAACAUUUUCUGGUUUUAGUUGUAACUGUAAGACUGAUUUAAUCACAUCUCCUGAUACAUAAUUGGAAUAUGAAGUGUGCAUCUAGAGAUUAUCAUGGACUUCUAGAGACCAAACUGCUUCACUUUGAAGGAGGGCUCAACAGUAAUAUAAACUAAGAGGGCUUUUUUUUUCUCCUAUAACAUGGGUCUAAAUACUACAAGGGAAAAUGGGAUUAGUUCAAGAAUAGUAGGACACUAAUACUUGCUAAUGGGGUAUAAUUGGACUGUGGAGAACUCAGAAAAAUGUUUACAGAUGUUUUGUUACUCAGUGGGUGGUUAAUAUGGUCAAAAAUUAAUGCACUUUGCACAUGAGGCUUUAUAUAUAUUUAACUUUUUUCCUUUUUACUGGGUUUUAGUCUAUUUGAAAAGGAAAAGAAUCCACAUUACUUUUCUGUAGAGGGGAAGAACUGGCUUAAUUCUAGUUUCAUAUAGGGAGCUAUGGCUGAAGCUGCAACAUCUCAUUGGCAGCUUGUUUCCAUAAUCCCUCCGAAGUGAGCCCAGCCAUCCUGUGGAAGUUCAUCUGAAUGUGUAUUUAGGGUUACUAUGGUGAUAAAUACAUUUUCAAUAUCAUGUUUUUCUUUCCUAAUGGAGUGUAACUGUGAAUAGGCAUAUGAACAUAUAUCUAAGAACAAACAAGUAUCUGGAACAGAGGUAUGAUACAGGCAGAAAAAAGGAAAGCAAGAUGCACACAAUAUUUGUUAUUCCUACGCCUCCUAAAACCACCUUCAUUGAUUAUAAGCAGCAAACCACCAAAUUCAUUUGGCAUUCUUUGUAUAUUUCAAUGGCUUUUACAAACGUAUGAAUUGUUUAUCCUCAUUCCAUGCAUUCUGCCUUGUUUGUAUGUGCGCCAUAGUCUAAUAUUCUGAAGUCAUACAUAGAGUCUGGAUGUACUUUUUACUAAUAGCUAUGUUGGUUUGUAGCCCCAUGACUGCAAGUCACUGUGAAAUGUUGACCCACAUUUUGAAAGCCUUCCAUUUGUACUACGAACGAACAACACCAUGCCAUUCUGAGAUUUAACAUGAAUCACAACUGUUUAUACACUUGCAUGCACUAUUCUAGUUUGCAAGCUUUCUGAGGAAAUAAAAUAACAUUUGUUUUGUG